AUAUAUGUAGAGAGAGGGUUGAUUUGAUUAUUUUUGAGUUAUUUUAGAGUAAAAUCAAAUCAAAUUAAAUUAGACCUGACCAAAUUCCCCAACGGAAAACCCUAAUCUCUGAAACAAACGAUCGACGAUGUCGUACGACGACGUAGAAAUUGAGGACAUGGAUUGGAACGAUGAGCUGAAAGCUUUCACAUAUCCCUGUCCGUGCGGUGACUUGUUCCAGAUCACUAAGGAAGAGUUGAAAAUUGGGGAAGAGAUCGCUCGAUGCCCUAGUUGUUCCCUUUAUAUUACUGUUAUAUAUAACAUCGAAGAUUUCCUCGGAGAUUCUAAGAAACAUGUCGUCGAGCCUUCGAAACAACAGCCAAUUGCUGUCGCUUGUUGAGAAACUCAAAGUUUCUAUUUUUGUUUGUCUCUGGUAAUAGGUUCACGCUUGAGGGUUUUUGUUUUUUAGAAUUUGGUAUCAUAUUGUAGUACCUAGUGAUUUUAAUUGGCAUACGGUGCCUGAAAUUUUGCGGAGAAUUAAUGAUUUGGUUUGGAGUUUAUCCUCUUUGGACUAUGAAUUAUAUUGGCAUUGCAAUAAAUUCUAUUAGUAUGUCAUUA
Messenger RNA from Capsicum annuum, 597 nucleotides. Its product is annotated as diphthamide biosynthesis protein 3. Gene Ontology annotation, biological process: protein histidyl modification to diphthamide; tRNA wobble uridine modification. The transcript has a single exon. Gene Ontology annotation, molecular function: metal ion binding. The coding region runs from base 128 to 379 and encodes 83 amino acids. The record is from RefSeq and is a predicted model, not a curated record. Lineage: Eukaryota; Viridiplantae; Streptophyta; Magnoliopsida; Solanales; Solanaceae. Gene Ontology annotation, cellular component: cytosol; nucleus.